Molecule: messenger RNA, 2400 nt
Organism: Ailuropoda melanoleuca (giant panda)
Lineage: Eukaryota; Metazoa; Chordata; Mammalia; Carnivora; Ursidae
Gene: ANKEF1
Product: ankyrin repeat and EF-hand domain containing 1
Exons: 9
Coding region: 1-2331 (776 amino acids)
Molecular function (GO): protein binding
Source: RefSeq, a predicted model, not a curated record
AUGGCUUUAGCAGAUAAGAGGCUCAAGAACUUGCAGAUCUACAAAGUUCUUCAGUGUGUUCGGAACAAAGACACGAAGCAGAUAGAAAAGCUCAUCAGGCUUGGAUACCCUGAACUAAUCAAUUUCACAGACCCCCUCAAUGGACAUAGUGCUCUGCACUUGGCCUCAGUUUCCAAUGACGUCGACAUGGUCAGCUUUCUCCUUAGCCUUGGUGCCCAUCCUGAUGUGCAAGACAAGAUGGGCUGUACUCCAACAAUGAGGGCUGCAGAACUGGGGCAUGAAUUGUCCAUGGAAAUAUUAGCCAAGGCAAAGGCUGACAUGACUAUAGUUGAUAAUGAAGGAAAAGGUAUUUUGUUUUACUGCAUUUUACCUACUAAGCGGCAUUAUCGUUGUGCAUUGAUUGCCCUGGAAAAUGGCGCAGAUGUCAACAACUCUACCUAUGAAGGAAGACCAAUAUUUCUUAGAGCUUGUGAAGAAGCACAUGAUGUUAAGGACACGUGCCUGACAUUUUUGGAAAAGGGAGCCAAUCCAAAUGCUAUGAACUCAUCCACAGGUCGAACGGCCUUAAUGGAAGCAUCAAGAGAAGGAGUGAUAGAACUAGUUCGAGGUAUUUUGGAAAGAGGAGGUGAAGUGAAUGCCUUUGACAAUGAGAGAAAACAAGCUGCACAUUUUGCUGCCAAAGGAGGCUUUUUUGAUAUAUUGAAGCUUCUCUUUGCUUACAAUGGAGACAUGGGGCUGAUUGCCAUGGAUGGGAACACACCACUUCAUUAUGCUGCCAUGGGUGGUUUUGCCGAUUGCUGUAAAUAUAUAGCUCAGCGAGGAUGUGACCUGAAAUGGAAGAACUUAGAACAUAAAACGCCCAGGACUGUGGCCAAGGAAGGCGGCUUCAAAGCAGCGAGCAAAGAAAUACAGCGGGCAGAGCGGACCGCUAAUAAGCUAGCCCGGCCAGGAGCCAAAAAUCCAAAUCCGCUCUGGGCCCUGAGACUUCACGACUGGUCGCUGGAACAUGAGACUUUCCUUCGGGAAGCCUUUUCGUUUGUGGACAGAGGCGAUGGGACAGUCAGCAAGGAGGACUUCGUGUUGACGCUGGAGGAGAGGCAAGAAUAUGUGACCUCAGAACAGCUGGCUAUGAUAGCUCAAUUUCAUGAAAAAUUGCGGGGAGCUGGGGUCAACAUUAAUGAUUUCUUUAAAGGAACCAGGUACUUGAGUAAGUCUUAUGUCUUGGGGUCCUAUGGGCCUAAGAAAAAGAAAAAAGGGAUGGCCAAAAAGCCAAAGAAAGGCAAAUAUGUCUUACCCCUCCCAAUCUGCAUCAUCCCCGACCACGUGUUUCCCCGCUGGAGUGACGGCGGGCCGCCCUAUUACAUGAUUGAAACCUACAAGAACGUAACAGAUAGCAGUCGGUUUAACCGAGACCGGCCACCGGAACACCCUAUUCAGGAUGACUCUGCUUGGUACAUUGAUGAUCCACCGAAGAUAUUUUCAAAUAUUAAUUUCAUCACCAAGGCAGGAGACCUGGCUUCUCUGAAAAAGGCGUUUGAAUCAGGAACACCUGUGGAUAUGAAGGAUAAUUAUUACAAAACACCGCUGAUGACCGCGUGUGCCACUGGAAACAUAGACGCCGUCAAGUUUCUUCUUGAAAAGGGGGCUAACGUUAAUGCAACAGAUAAUUUCCUGUGGACCCCGCUUCAUUUUGCAUGCCAUGCAGGCCAACAAGACAUUGUUGAGCUUCUUGUUAAAGCCGGAGCGGUGAUAGAUGCACUCUCCAUUAACAACUCCACUCCUUUGAGCAGAGCCAUCGAGAGCUGUAGACUGGAUACCGUGAAGUACCUCCUUGAUAUUGGCGCUAAAUUCCAGCUGGAAGAUAGAAAAGGCCAUACUGCCAUGGAUAUUGCAAAGGCGUAUGCUGACUAUAGAAUAAUUAGUUUGAUUCAAGAAAAGCUGGAUAACCUGCCAAAACAAGCAGAAAAUCAAAAAAUGAAGGGCAAGCCACCUCCUAAAGCGAAGACUGAAGGCCCUGAAGUUAAGAAGGAAGAGGAACCACUUUUAUCUGUUUAUACCAUACCAACUCUAUCAGAGGAAAAGAAAAUGCGUAAGGAUAAUGUGGUUUCUCUCAAUUCAUUGAUUACCAGUGGUUAUACCAAGAAAGUGGAUAUCACAUUUAUUCCACGGAGGCUCUGGAGUCCUGAAGCCACAACAGCAGAACUGAUCAGAAAAAGGGAGCUGAGGCGAGAGAGGUUCACUUACGAGGCGGACUUUGAGGACUUCAUGAUGCCCUUUCAGAAGAACAUCACAGAAAAAGCUAAAGCCUUGGAAGCCGCCUUCAGGAUCUAAAUCACAACAGUUGCUUCUUGGGGUCAACAUUUCGAGGUCCAAAAAGUUGGUAUUUCCAUCAAAGUCAAA